This is a messenger RNA of Leucoraja erinaceus (little skate), 1823 nucleotides long. RefSeq names its product carbohydrate (N-acetylgalactosamine 4-0) sulfotransferase 14 (gene chst14). Gene Ontology annotation, cellular component: membrane. Bases 185 to 1249 code for a protein of 354 amino acids. Gene Ontology annotation, biological process: carbohydrate biosynthetic process; dermatan sulfate proteoglycan metabolic process. Gene Ontology annotation, molecular function: sulfotransferase activity. Lineage: Eukaryota; Metazoa; Chordata; Chondrichthyes; Rajiformes; Rajidae. The record is from RefSeq and is a predicted model, not a curated record. The transcript has 2 exons.
AAGAGAAGGGGUCGGUCUAUCGGCCGGCCGGUGGGUGUAGUGAGCAAUAUAGGAUCUUUGGUAGUGAGUGGUGGGUCGGGCUGAUGGCCGGCCGUUGGGUUCAGUGAGGGAUCGGGCAGUCGGUCGGCCGGCCGGCUGCUGGUGCAGCGAGCGAGCGAGUGAGCGGACUGACGGAGCCGGCGCUAUGGUGGUGCUGAAGGCGGCCCGGGCGCCGCGCAGGGCAGUGCUGCUGCCCACCAUGUUGACAUUCGGUGUAAUCGUGGCGUCGGGUGGGCUGCUGCUGAUGAUCCAGAAGGGCAUGCUGGCCGAGGUGGACGCGCUGAGCGGACACACUUACGGUGCCCGCAGCCGGUCCCGCAGCGGCUCCAGCUCCAGCUCCAGCACCAGCCGCGGGCAGCACUGGAAGGGGGGCGAGGAUCCGGAUUACCAGAUUAUUCAAGAUAUCCGGAACCGUACUCUUCAUAGUGUUUGCAAACAGAAGACAAUGCCACAUAGUAUCUUGGAUUUAACCGCAUCCCAACGACGGACUUUGCUAAAACACAUCCUAGUUAAUGAUGAUUAUAAGUUUUUGUAUUGUUAUGUACCCAAAGUUGCGUGCUCUAACUGGAAACGUGUUAUUAAAGUACUGGGUGGUGCAUUGGAUAAUGUGCACGUGCAGAUAAAAAUGGACCACAAAAAUGAUUUGGUGUUCCUUGGCGAUUUAAAGAACAGUGAGAUUAAAUAUAGGCUGAAACAUUACUACAAGUUUAUGUUUGUUCGAGACCCAAUGGAACGAUUGUUGUCAGCAUAUAGAAAUAAAUUUGGAGAAAUGGUGGAAUAUCAAAGGAGAUAUGGAAUGGAGAUAGUGAGAAGAUAUAGGAAAAACAUUGGGCAGUCCAAAGGGGAUGAUGUUUCUUUUUCAGAAUUUCUUCAGUAUUUGGUGGAUGAAGACGUAGAGACGAUGAAUGAACAUUGGAUGCCAGUUUACAAUCUGUGCCAACCAUGUGCUGUGAUGUAUGACUACAUUGGUUCCUAUGAACGAUUGCAUAGUGAUGCACGCUAUGUACUUCAAACUGUUGGGGCCUCGGACAAUGUUGAGUUUCCUGAAAGGCAAGCAUGGUAUAAACCCGUCACGAAGGAGAUCUUGCAUUACUAUCUAUGUAAGGUGCCUCGAGAACUUUUGCAUCAACUUCUACCAAAGUAUAUUCUAGAUUUCUCAUUAUAUGCUUAUCCUCUCCCAAACGUCACACAUGAAUAUUGCCGGCAUUGAAGAGCAUUGUUUCCAUCCAUAUAGAGGAGAAUGUGUUUUGCAUUUUAAUUUUUUAAUUUGCGAAGUUGAUGGAAUCAUUGGCAUUCCGAUAACAUUCUAUUGCUGCUUUAUUUUAUUAUAUAUGCUUAUAACAGUAUAACCAUUGCCUUACUGGGAGGGGAUGGAUUUGCCCCCAAAUCUCAUUUCCACCACCGAAGUAUGACUUGAAAAUUUUCUGUGAUAAACUCUUGAUACAAAUUGACUUGUGUAACUUCCCCAGGAUCAGUAUUACACUAACUGUUUUUGUCGUGUGUUUAUUCGCAACACUUUUUGUAGCUCUUUUCAUACUUCUAUUAUACCUCAGCUUGCUGUUCUAUUCCUUUUCCUCUUCAUUUAUUUAGUUUGCUCUUCAAUUUUUUUUUGCUCUUUUAAAUUUGGAGAUUGCAAAUAGCGAUGCUAUUCCCACUGUGUGGAGAUAAUUGAUUAAUUCCACUGUCAAUCUUUUUUUUGAAUCAGUGGCAUUUCUUGCACUUGAUCGCUUAUUUAUAGACAAUAGGUGCAGGAGUAGGCCAUUUGGCCUUUCGAGCUAGCACCG